AUGGCUGAAGGCAAAUCAAGAAACAAGUUCGAUGCUACGAAGCUGACACUAAAACUUCAAGCAUUCCAGAACAAUAAUGGGGUUUUUGACAAGCCUGGCAGAGAGAAGUUCUUCCGGGGAAGGGAAAAUGUUCAAGAUAUGAACAGUGAUUCAGAGGAAGACAUUCUGGUGGAUGACUGGCUGACAUCCAAACAAGAUUUCUUGGACACAUCAGAUGAAGAGCUGAACGAUGACCUUUUGCGUAGCGAUGAUGAGAAUGAAACUAUGAGAUCUGACUAUGAAAGCUCUUCUAAACCAAAACAUGAAGCAAUUGAAUUGCCAUAUGUUGUGUGCGAAACAUCACACCGUGCUGAAGACCAAGCCAGAUGUCCUAAAGAAGAACACACAGAGGUGGACCAUGGUGAAGUUUUAGACAUCGAAAUCAAUGCGCCUUCUGGAGAUGAAUUUCAAGAGGCUGGCGACUGUGGUGUCCAUCAGCAGGCUAGUGUAAAGGUGGAUGUUAAGGAUGAUGUUAAGUUGGUGUCCAGGUUACACGAGGAGUCAAAAAAGAUGAUCAACAGAAUGCUGUUUAAAGUACAGUAUCAAGCUCGUAAGAGAUACAUGAAGCUUCCAGUAUUGGCAUAUGAUGCCCUUAUACGGGAAGUCAAGGAGAAAUUUGGUAUAUCUCCAGAUCAUACCAUUUAUUUGGCAGACGAGACCGGAACUGAAGUGGAUGAAGAUGUUUUUGCUGAUAUUAUGGAACAAAAGCCUGACACACUUUGGACAAUUGUUGAUUCUAUGGCUACAGAAGAUUCUACUGCCCCACCAACCUCUCAAUUUUCAAGUGAAAUGAAAACGGUGUCACCAACAGACAGCUGUGUUUCUGUUCUCUCAACAAAAAGACCUCGAACUGACGACCAAUUUACUGAGGCCAAGGAGCUUGUAAAAGAUGUAUUGGGGAAAAAAAGUGCAGGGGAGAAGAUUUUUCAGGAGUACAGAGCAACUGGGAAAAUCACAGAUUCUACAAGGCGAAUUCUUGUGAAUGCUGUAGUUGGAGACAUGAUUGAAAAACAUGGGAACAUUCCACCAAAAGAAAUACGAAUUAAAUAUGCUGUUGGAAUAGUGACUCUGUUCCCCUCCCUCAAAGAUCCCUACUCCAAAAGAGGCUAUGAACAUUUUUAUGAUCCAGAAGGUAACUCUGGAUACAUAGCCUGGAGACUGAAAACGGUUCAAGCGCAACAGUCAACGCUAGCCCUACAGCAGUUUUUAAUUCCAAGUGCGCUGAAUAUAAACACCCCUCUCAUGACUCUCCGUCUCCGCAUCAGCAUCUCUCCUCCAGGAAAGAAGCCCAGCGGCGUGAGCAGCUUCCCGUUUCAAUGGUUGUGUCUGAGUUCCGAGUGGGUCUCUCUCCUCAGCCCACCAGUCAUCAUCUCAUACCCUCCAGCAGGGGACAGCCUGACCCAGAAGAGCCCAGCAUCAGGCCCUGCCGCAGUCCUGAGCCGGCGUUCCCAGGACAGCAUAUGUUUGAUCAACAGCACUGUGCUUCAGUCUUGGACACUAAUCCGCUUCUCGCUGGACCUGCUCCCAUGGGCUCCAUUCAGCCUGGAGGAAAUGAGAGUGACCCCUGGAGGCCCAGUCCAGCUUUGCAGGAGCCCAGUGAUCUGUCAAAGCCUGGGACUCCCCACCGCGGGCACUGCUCUCUCCAGAAACAUCCAUCAGCUCCGUCCGGCUGCCGGUUUAACGCUCCCUCUGGACAGUCUCAGGUAG
Danio aesculapii is the source of this 1746-nucleotide messenger RNA. RefSeq lists its product as uncharacterized. The transcript is spliced from 15 exons. The coding region runs from base 1 to 1746 and encodes 581 amino acids. Lineage: Eukaryota; Metazoa; Chordata; Actinopteri; Cypriniformes; Danionidae. Gene Ontology annotation, molecular function: RNA binding. The record is from RefSeq and is a predicted model, not a curated record.